AUGGCAAGUCUAGAACAGAAUGAGGACAUUUCCCAUUUCUUUUUCGUUAACUCUUUGGUUGGACCAACAUGUGUUCUGUUUAUGUGCAUUGUAAUAAUGAUUGUGUUCACCACUACGGAACCAUUAGCAAUACCCCGCCCCGUGGUAUGGGGGACAGAAGCCAUCAUAACUCUCCUAAGUGUGAUCGUUACCUUCGUCAUCUGGUUUUUAGUCAAACGCAACACACGAAAAUAUUUAAUUGAAAAACAACAACAGGACGUAACACUGAACAUAAAACUUGUUUUCUUGUGGACGUUUGGAUUUGCAAGUAUAUUCCAUUUUGCUAUAAAUAUGAGUGCAAAUAUUGACUGCUUGCUUAAGGAUGGACGUCAACCGUAUUCAAUUGCAUAUGAUUUAAGUAUUGUAACUAAUUUAAUAGAUAUUUGUUUCUGUAUUGGACAACUUGGAUUCUUAAGCUUGUAUGGACAAUUUUGUUUCAGACCUUCGUCUCUGAUCAACUAUGGUAUCUCUCUUAUGAUUAUCACACAUCUCCUUCAUUGGUUUAAGAUGAUAUUUGACUCUGUUAUAUAUGCCAGGAAUUGGAUGCCAUCGAAUUUAACUCGGUUGGACGAUUGCUUUCGUUCGUCUAACAUUACCAACAUUAGUCAUGAUUUGAUAUUAUACAUUAACCCAUUGAUUACCGAAUAUAGCUUGCUUUCUGUUACCAUUGCCGUCGGAAUGUUUGUAAAUAUUUUCCGUAACAAUUCUGUUCAAGCAUCUUUACCUAUCGACCCUCCAGAAAUUUCCACUGAAACGGAAGACCAAACAACAACAAACGAUGAAUCGAACUCAUCUGAACAUCUGACAAGACGCGUCUCAACUAUCAUUGCCAUAUCAAGUGGAAUAGUUCUUUCACUGCCCUAUUUGAUGACAUUAACGUUUGUCUUUUUUAAAACAGCAAACUUGUCAAAAGUAUUUCGUAUUUUAAGUACCAUAUUCGAGAUAGAAUUCUUAGCCCUUUUAUUUUUUGGAAAAAGACAAUUCCAAGUUCAAUUCAAUGACGUUUUGGUAAAGAGAGAAAACCCUUCUCCUUCUAGCGGAUAUCAGAUGACACUUAUAGUGAUUACAUCUGUCGCUGUUGGUUACGAAACAUUUGGUGCAAUAGCCGGACUCAUGAAAGCAGGAAACCUCUUUUGUUUCUUGUUAUUUUUUAACAAAUGUCUUAAAAUAGCUGUUAUUAUGAUACAGACCGGGUUCAUUCUUCAGAUGAAAAACAUCUCUUAUAAACCCCGACAGGUGCGAGUUCAUUAUUUCAAAGUCAGUCGAAUUUUUCUGUGCAUCUUUGUCAUGAAUAUUUCGAGAUGGCUGUAUGACAGCUUUAUAAUUGGACAGACCUUCGGCAUUCUACCAAUUCAACUAGAGUUCUAUGGAAAAAUCUACUGGAGAACUAUUUCAUCGGCUCUAUUUCCUGUUAAUGUUUUUUACAGACUUCUGACAGCAAUAGAAAUGUAUGAACUUUACCGACACACAAAUACUGAUCCAUAAUACAAUGAAAGCUGACAAGAUAUAAUAGAUAUGCAUUAUAUCCAUUUUAUUCCUGACUACCGCCAUAUUAGUUGUCUAUUUCUACAAUUAUGUUCUCCUUCGUUUCACUCAUCCGAACAUAAAGUAUUUCUAUUCUAAGUAUUUUAUAAAUAACAACAACACAGGUGUUAAGAGUGAGUGAGCUAUCAACCAGUUUAUUCGCCGUAAUAUACAAUCAGCACGUGACUUUAAUAGCGAUGAACUGGAAUUAGGCCCAAUAAUUGUAUAUUUCCAAAUAUAUCUACAAAAUACAAUGUAAAUUUUUUAUAUAUAAAUACAUAUUAAGUAUACUUCAUCAUACGCACAUGUACCUAUAAACAAAAACAAAAAAUCGUGUUCAAAAGGGUUGAUUGCUCUUCGAUGACCUGUCAAUACCCGAUCGGUUCUAUAUAUACUACAUCCAAACAACUACUUGUAUAACUGCGCUAAAAGAAGUAGUCCGUAAAAAAUACAACUUACAGAAAUUUAUAAAUGUUCUACACAUCGCUAUACACCCCCUAUAUAAGGCCAAGAUCACUUUUCAUGCUUCACGGCAUACGGGUAUUUCAUUCAAACGAACAUGUUAAACACUGGAUGGAAAUAUUUGAAUAAACGCGCCUUGAAAAAAAUGAUAUGACAUCUACUGCACUGUAAGAAUUAUCUAAUGAAAGACGAAACUAAACAGACUGAAAUCCAGGUACACAUAUUAUAAAAAUCGUCGAUCAUUGUAGAGCGUUUUCCUGUGUCUUACUAUUAUAAUAUCGCACAUGCGCAAAAACACACGCUGUAGCAGAUUGUGCAGUGACAGCAUGGACUUCAGAACGGAGUGUUUUUUAAAGAAAUUGAUAAAACAUUGCUUAUACAUUCUUGGAUUUACUAUCACUUAACAACUGUGUUUGAUGUAGUGAGCGACCGUGGUGUAUAAUAAAAUGCAGACAUUAUGCACUCUGUAUGAACGACACACGUGUUCGAUGUGCGUGCAAAGUAAAACAGCACAGCACUGUCUGUGCAAGGUAUUGAAGAGAGACUUUGGAAAUUCUAUUUAAGAAUAAACCAUCUUUUAUUUUCAUUGGUAGUAGUUUCCUUUCUUAAAUUUAACAAACAUAUUACUACAUUGUGCAUUUCUUUCAUUUAGAAGUCCGUGUAUUUAGAAUGCUUUUAUGAAUUAAGUUUUGUAUGAUACCAAUUUACCUUUU
Messenger RNA from Magallana angulata, 2738 nucleotides. Its product is annotated as proton channel OtopLc-like. Gene Ontology annotation, cellular component: membrane. The record is from RefSeq and is a predicted model, not a curated record. Gene Ontology annotation, biological process: proton transmembrane transport. The coding region runs from base 1 to 1524 and encodes 507 amino acids. The transcript has a single exon. NCBI's taxonomy places the organism in Eukaryota, Metazoa, Mollusca, Bivalvia, Ostreida, Ostreidae. Gene Ontology annotation, molecular function: proton channel activity.